This is a messenger RNA of Cannabis sativa, 2387 nucleotides long. RefSeq names its product dynamin-related protein 5A. The coding region runs from base 229 to 2061 and encodes 610 amino acids. Gene Ontology annotation, molecular function: GTPase activity; microtubule binding; GTP binding. The record is from RefSeq and is a predicted model, not a curated record. Gene Ontology annotation, biological process: receptor-mediated endocytosis. NCBI's taxonomy places the organism in Eukaryota, Viridiplantae, Streptophyta, Magnoliopsida, Rosales, Cannabaceae. Gene Ontology annotation, cellular component: cytoplasm; microtubule; plasma membrane. The transcript has 16 exons.
AAAUUCAAAUCCAAACAACACGCUUUUCCUUCUCUCAUUUCUUUCUUUCUUUCAAACACAAAAGCCUUUUCUCUCUCUAAACUCUCAGGUCGGCGAAAUCGUCACCGCCCGUGGAUCUUUCUUGCUCUGCUUCUGCGAGGUCGUUUCACGGCGAAUCUGUGCAGAUCCAGGGGUGAUCUGAGUCUGAAGGUUGUAAUCGGCGGCGUUGAUCUUGGUUGUGAUUGAGAAAUGGAGAAUCUUAUCUCUUUGGUGAAUAAAAUCCAGAGAGCUUGUACUGCUCUUGGUGACCAUGGGGAAGCUAAUGCAUUGCCUACUCUAUGGGACGCCUUGCCUGCGAUCGCUGUUGUUGGUGGUCAGAGUUCCGGGAAGUCUUCAGUGUUGGAGAGUGUUGUUGGCAAGGACUUUUUACCUCGUGGAUCUGGAAUUGUUACUCGGCGUCCUCUUGUGUUGCAGCUUCAUAAAAUUGCCGAAGGCAGCAGAGAAUAUGCGGAGUUUCUCCACCUUCCGAGAAAAAGAUUUACUGAUUUCGCUGCUGUGAGGAAGGAGAUUAGUGAUGAGACAGAUAGAGAAACUGGCCGCAGCAAACAAAUCUCUAGCGUUCCAAUUCAUCUCAGCAUAUUUUCUCCUAAUGUUGUCAACUUGACACUUAUCGAUCUUCCCGGGCUUACAAAAGUGGCAGUUGAUGGUCAGUCAGAGAAUAUUGUGCAAGACAUUGAGAAUAUGGUUCGUGCCUACAUUGAAAAGCCUAAUUGCAUUAUUUUAGCAGUCUCACCUGCCAAUCAAGAUCUUGCAACAUCAGAUGCAAUUAAGAUAUCUCGUGAAGUAGAUCCUACAGGGGAGAGGACAUUAGGUGUCUUGACAAAGAUUGAUCUUAUGGACAAGGGUACUGACGCAGUUGAGAUUUUGGAGGGGAAGUCUUAUAGGCUUAAGUUUCCGUGGGUUGGAGUUGUCAAUCGUUCACAACAAGAUAUUAAUAAGAAUGUUGACAUGAUUGCUGCUCGACGUCGGGAGCGUGAGUACUUUGCUACUACACCAGAAUAUAAGCACCUUGCUCACAGAAUGGGAUCUGAGCAUCUAGCAAAGAUGCUUUCUAAGCAUUUGGAAACAGUUAUCAAGUCCAAAAUUCCUGGCAUCCAGUCCCUUAUAGCUAAGACAGUUUCUGAUCUUGAAACCGAACUGUCUCGUCUUGGAAAGCCUAUUGCUGCUGAUGCCGGAGGAAAGCUAUACUCAAUCAUGGAAAUUUGUAGAAUUUUUGAUCAGAUAUACAAGGAGCAUCUUGAUGGAGUGCGUCCCGGUGGUGAUAAGAUCUACAACGUAUUUGACAACCAGCUUCCUGCUGCCCUAAAAAGACUGCAAUUUGAUAAGCAGCUCGCGAUGGAAAAUAUAAGGAAGCUCAUAACUGAGGCAGAUGGUUAUCAGCCUCAUUUGAUAGCUCCAGAGCAAGGAUACCGUCGACUCAUUGAAUCUACUUUAAUUACCAUCAGAGGUCCUGCAGAGGCAGCUGUUGAUGCGGUCCAUUCCCUAUUGAAAGACCUCAUUCACAAGGCUAUCAAUGAGACUCUGGAGUUAAGGCAAUAUCCUGGUCUUAGAGUAGAGGUGACAAAUGCAGCGAUUGAGUCUCUCGAGAGAAUGAGGGACGAGAGCAAGAAAGCCACGCUUCAGCUUGUUGAUAUGGAAAGUAGUUACUUGACCGUUGACUUCUUCCGUAAACUUCCUCAAGACGUUGAAAAGGGUGGCAACCCAUCACAUUCCAUCUUCGACAGAUACAACGAUUCAUAUCUAAGGCGAAUUGGAACAACUGUUUUGGCAUACGUCAAUAUGGUCUGCUCAAGUCUUCGUAACUCCAUUCCGAAAUCCAUUGUCUAUUGUCAAGUCCGAGAAGCAAAGCGAAGCUUACUCGACCAUUUCUUCGCUGACUUGGGAAAAUUGGAGCAAAAGCGAUUGUCGUCAUUGUUGAACGAGGAUCCAGCUGUGAUGGAGCGACGAGCGGCCCUCGCCAAGAGGCUGGAGUUAUACAGGAGUGCUCAAGCUGAAAUUGAUUCAGUUGCUUGGUCCAAAUAGAAAGAAGAUGAUGAUGAUGAAGAGGCUUUGAUUUAUAAUAUCAUUCAUUCCCCCGGUUAUAUAUAUGUGUACAUAUAUGUACAUAUAUAUAUUUCUAGGGAGAAAGGAGUAUUUGGGGUAUUUGUCCUGGUAAAUUUUUUUGUGUACUAAUGUAAAAAUUGGUAAGAGGAGGAGGGUUGGGUGAAAUGGGGGUUGUGUCAUCGUUUAGAAGGAUGACAUUAUUCGUCGUCGUUUUGAUUUUGAAAUUGCUUUUACAAUAUAUACUUUAUGAUAUAAUAUGGUUGUAUCAUUAUUUUACUCUUUAGUGAUUUCUUUCUAUUGUGCUA